Molecule: messenger RNA, 1394 nt
Organism: Danio rerio (zebrafish)
Lineage: Eukaryota; Metazoa; Chordata; Actinopteri; Cypriniformes; Danionidae
Gene: ube2e2
Product: ubiquitin-conjugating enzyme E2E 2
Molecular function (GO): ubiquitin conjugating enzyme activity; ligase activity
Source: RefSeq, marked provisional
CGAAUCGGGACUCCACAUCGACGGCCGCUCGGCAGGGCCAAGAUGUCUAGUGAGGUGCAGAGACCAGAUGAUAGCCCCAGCACAAGCGGAGGGAGUUCAGAUAUCGAGCAGCGGGAGACGGCACCUCCUCAGCAGGAGCGGGAUCUGGUUGCGCCCAAGAAGAAGGAGACUAAGAUCUCCAGUAAAACCGCAGCCAAACUCUCCACCAGUGCCAAGAGGAUUCAGAAGGAGCUUGCAGAAAUAACACUUGACCCUCCACCGAACUGCAGCGCUGGUCCCAAAGGAGACAACAUCUAUGAAUGGAGGUCAACUAUUUUAGGACCGCCGGGCUCUGUGUAUGAAGGAGGGGUGUUUUUCCUUGACAUUGCAUUUACACCAGACUACCCGUUUAAACCACCCAAGGUAACGUUUCGUACGAGGAUCUACCACUGUAACAUCAACAGUCAGGGUGUGAUCUGUCUGGACAUCCUGAAGGACAACUGGAGUCCUGCUCUGACCAUAUCCAAGGUGCUGCUGUCCAUCUGCUCUCUACUCACAGACUGCAACCCUGCUGAUCCUCUGGUCGGGAGCAUCGCCACACAGUACUUGACCAACAGAACGGAACAUGACAGAAUAGCCAAACAGUGGACGAAGAGAUACGCCACAUAAAGCAGCCACACACACACACACUUACACACACACACACACACACACACUCUAUAUUCCCCUCAGCCCUACUGUGCCUCUACCUCUCCCCGUCUGCUGAAAGCACACUCACCAAGUGCAACAAUACAUCUGGCCCUCUUCCUUCCAACUUCCUGUAGACCUUUCUGUGAACAAACUCCUGUCCUUUGUUCCUUGUUGACUUGAAAGCUUCUUUUGAUACAAAGAGUAGAUUGGGACUUUAUUUUCCAAUUAUCUGAAUGUUUGAAGUACCUUAGGAGAAAAGGAAUACUAUUGUUAUUAUUACUGUUAUUAUUAUUAUUGUCCUUAUUGUAUGUAUAUGCUUUCUUUUUAAGUGGCUUCAGGAACAAAUACAGAUUCUGAGUUGUUGUUUUUUUUUUUUUCUUCUUCUUCUUCUCAUCGCCGUAAAAGUGUAUUACUUUAUUAUUUUUGUUAGUUUCUCCUUUUGUUAGGAGUCCGUACUAUUUCCAUGCAUGAUAAACGGCAUCCAUCCGACUCCAAAACUCUCUUGCCCUCUUGUUUUUGUUUGUAUGUAUUUUUUAAAACUCAAAAGUCAUGGCAGCCACUUGACGAUAGGCUUGCUUGUGAAUUAAAAAAAAAUGUAAAAUGUUCAAAAAUAAUAAUAAUAAUGUGUACAUAUUGCUACAUGCCACCUCUGGCCAGAAUGGACUGUUGUGCACUUGCUUCAUGGAAAAAAAACACCAUAAAUAAACACUGUGGCUGAAUUGUCA